Molecule: messenger RNA, 1797 nt
Organism: Labeo rohita (rohu)
Lineage: Eukaryota; Metazoa; Chordata; Actinopteri; Cypriniformes; Cyprinidae
Gene: nubpl
Product: nucleotide binding protein-like
Exons: 11
Coding region: 173-1156 (327 amino acids)
Biological process (GO): mitochondrial respiratory chain complex I assembly; iron-sulfur cluster assembly
Cellular component (GO): mitochondrion
Molecular function (GO): ATP binding; 4 iron, 4 sulfur cluster binding; ATP-dependent FeS chaperone activity
Source: RefSeq, a predicted model, not a curated record
AACAGUCGACGACAGUCCGACGCUACUUCGCGACAGCUCAUGCCAACUAUGUUUUGAAAAACUGCACUGUUUUUGCAAUCUUAUAUUAAACGAAAUAGUGUGACGAGUGUCACAUGGAAACUUUGUUUUGCUCGUGACAUAGUCUGAGAUCUCGUCUUUGGAAGUUUAUAAAAUGGUUAAAUUACACGACAGCUACAAAAAGCUUUUGCAAAUAUAUACAUUCUCCUCAAAUAUUAUAGGCACACCGUAUUUGCCUGCCAGAUUUGUUCCAUUACAUCAAAACAGACAUGAAAUCCGCUUCAAGACGUCAGGCGCUGGUGACCGAGCUCUACAGGAGAGACAGAGGCAGCACAUGGCACGAGGUUUGCCAAAACAGAAGCCCAUAGCUGGAGUCAAAAAGGUCAUUGUUGUUGCAUCAGGGAAAGGAGGGGUGGGAAAGUCCACAACAGCAGUGAAUCUUGCUCUUGGACUUACGGCUAAUGAUCAGAGUAAAUCAGUGGGUCUUCUAGAUGCUGAUGUCUAUGGUCCCUCCAUUCCAAAGUUAAUGAAUCUAAAAGGAAACCCUGAAUUAACAGACAAGAACUUAAUGAAACCGCUUGUGAAUUUUGGAAUUCCUUGUAUGUCAAUGGGCUUUCUGGUUGAAGAGGUUGCACCUAUUGUGUGGAGGGGUCUGAUGGUGAUGUCAGCUAUUGAGAAACUUAUUAGACAGGUAGAUUGGGGGAAUCUGGAUUACCUUGUGAUUGAUAUGCCACCUGGAACUGGAGAUGUCCAACUGUCUAUUACUCAGAAUAUUCCUAUAGCAGGCGCUGUAAUCGUGUCUACGCCUCAAGACAUUGCCUUGCUAGAUGCACGAAGAGGUGCUGAGAUGUUCAGAAAGGUUAACGUUCCGGUGCUGGGUCUGGUUCAAAACAUGAGUGUUUUCCAUUGUCCCAAGUGCAGUCAUCAAACACACAUUUUUGGCUCAGAUGGGGCUAAAGAGCUGGCUCGGACCCUUGGUGUUGAGAUGCUCGGGGACAUUCCUCUUCAUCUCAACAUUAGGGAGACGUCAGAUAAGGGACAGCCCGUGGUUGUGUCAUCCCCAGAUAGUCCAGAAGCUGAGGCUUACAGAAGAGUUGCAGCAGCAGUAGUACGCCAACUAGCGGCACAUUCAAAAUAGAUGAUGUCCACAUUUAAAGGGAUAGUUCUCCCAAAAAUGAAAAUUCUGUCAUUAAUUACUCACCUUCAUGUCGCUCCAAAACCGUAAGAGCUUCGUUCAUCUUCAAAACACAAAUUAAGAUAUUUUUAAUGAAAUCCAAGAGCCUUCUGACCCUGCAUAGACAGCAACAUGACUACCACAAUCAAGGCCUAGAAAGGUAGUAAGGAUAUCGUUAAAAUAGUCCAUGUGACAUAAUUUUCAACCGUAUUUUUAUGAAGCUAUGAGAAUGCUUUUUGUGCACGAAGAAAAAAAACGACAUUAUUCAACAAUAUCUUCUCUUCUGUGUCAGUCUUCGAUGCGCAUUUAAAAGAGUACCAUAACGCAUCUUAACUUGUGUUCUGAAGAUGAUGAAGGUCUUACGGGCUUGGAACGACAUGAGGGUGAGUAAUUAAUGACAGAAUACAAAUUUUGGGUGAACUAUCCCUUUAAUGUAGUUUUGCUGACCUGAAGAAAAUAUCAGUAUUGUUUUCGCUGUUUCCUAAUCAACUUGUUCACCCAUUUAAACUGGUAUCAGAUACCCAUUAGGGUAAUAUAAUUUAUGUUCUUUAUUUAUGCACUGACAUACUGUUCAUGUUAUUUAGAGUUUAAAAUAACAAAUAUUA